Messenger RNA from Penicillium subrubescens, 846 nucleotides. RefSeq names its product LITAF-like zinc ribbon domain-containing protein. The transcript has 3 exons. The record is from RefSeq and is a predicted model, not a curated record. Lineage: Eukaryota; Fungi; Ascomycota; Eurotiomycetes; Eurotiales; Aspergillaceae. Bases 1 to 846 code for a protein of 281 amino acids.
AUGUCAAACCAAAGACCUGACAGCGAAGGACUCAUUCCUGUUGAGCACCACCACCCUAUUAGCCCGCAAGUCAGCCCGAUGCCCAGUCCUGCGCCCGCUCAAUUCUCCCAUCAAACGCAAGAUUCGAUCGGUCCAAUUAGCCCCGAGCCUACUGGCAUCACCCCUUUGUCCCCCUCCUCAGAACAAUCGGGCACUCUGCUGCCGACCUACGAAAAGUCGCGACAGGAACACGAAGCACCUAUCCCUGUCAAUAACCCUCCUACCGCCCCUGAAAAAGCAUACAAUGGCCAGCCGGUCGAUCAGAUUCAACAGCAACAGAGCUAUUUCAACCAAGCUCAGGCCCAAUACCCCUCUGAUGGAAAGACAUACCCAGGCCAGCCAGGCCCCCAACAGAUGCAACAACAUCCCCAGCAGCAGAUGUACUAUACGCCCUACGGCCAUCCCAGUGGAUAUGCGACCGCAGUCCCCUUGCAUGCCCUUCAGUCAGCACCUUGCCCCGUGGACUGCCCUGCCUGUGGACGCCGAGAGAUGACUCGCGUAGAGCCUGUGACUGGCAUGACUACACAUGGAUGGGCUGCUGUUCUAUGCUUCUGCUGCUGCCUCGGAUGUAUCCCGUACUUGAUGUCUUCGCUCAAGGAUGUCGACCACUACUGCGGCGGUUGCGGUACUAAGCUUGCCUGCUGGCAUAACAGUGGACGCAUUCAAGUAUUCCAGAUUUCAGCAAACCAGAUGCCCGGAGCACACCCUGUUGCCCAGGCUCCUCAAGCUGCUCAGAACGGUCCUCAGUCCCCGCCAGUUCAGUCACCACCGGCCCAGUCUGCGCCACCCACCCACACUUACCAGUAA